Molecule: messenger RNA, 1860 nt
Organism: Exophiala oligosperma
Lineage: Eukaryota; Fungi; Ascomycota; Eurotiomycetes; Chaetothyriales; Herpotrichiellaceae
Exons: 1
Coding region: 162-1826 (554 amino acids)
Biological process (GO): RNA 3'-end processing
Cellular component (GO): TRAMP complex; nucleolus
Molecular function (GO): poly(A) RNA polymerase activity; mRNA binding
Source: RefSeq, a predicted model, not a curated record
UGAAAAUUGUCGGCACGUCCUUUGGGGAAUCACUGCCAGUCACUGUUGAUCAAGUCCAUACUCUCUCACGAAUCCGUCGCCUUGACAUUCUGUAGAGGACUUCAUUCAGCAACGUCUAUUCCUAUUCGAGAUCCACAAUCCUGCCCUCUCUCGCAUGCUGCAUGCUGGCGGCCUGUGUCCCCUCCCGCCCUCUUUCUUUACGCUUUCACUAUGAUGUCCGCUCUCUGCAGAUAGCACCAGUUCCUUGGGCCAGUACUGUGAAGGUUGCACGUAGCCAUCAUGCCUGUUGCUUGGCCUCUGAUCUAGCGAAAUCCGACGACGAGCCUUCCAGGACAGCCAUCCCUACUCCGAUCUUCCGCCAUGAACCCAAUGUUGAUCUCAACAGCCUACGAAAUACUCUCGAGGCCCAUCGUGCGGCGAACCGGGCCUCAGUCAUUCGAAAGAUAGACAGAUCAGGUCGCUCCAUUCCCCUGGACGUUGGCAAGUUUCUCCCGCGAGGAGUGUACACACCAGAACAUUCUGUACCCAACUUGCGAAAGAAGAAGGACGGAUACCAGAUCAAACACAUUCCAGGGAAGAAAGGUUCUUCCGAUAGCCGCAAUAAAGGCACUUAUAGGGAUCUCAGUGGUCUGUGGCGUGUCGAGGAGGACAAUGGCACACUGAGUACGAGGUCCCGGAUGCCAUGGUUAGCUCACAUCACCCAUACUCAGACGGCUCCCAGGCCCUCAGCUUGUGAUCGGCUGGCAGAUGAAAUUCGAGCUUUCGGAAAGUAUGCGACGCCUUCCGAAGAGGAGAAGCGUGCUGCCAACGUAGCUCUCGAUGAGAUUGUCCGAGCCAUCCGCAUAGCGGAUGAGAAUCUUGAUGUCGCCAUUAUUGGCUCACGGAAAACGGGUGUAGAUGAUCCUCUCUCGGAUCUCGAUUUGAACGUUACGAACAUCCUUUCUCCGGCAACAAUGAGGCGAUUUAGAACGCCGGUGGAAAUAUUAGCCCUGCUGGAAAGGGCUUUCAGUAGUCACCGACGGUCAGCUCAACUGCCAGAGCCACCACUUGACGUUGUCAUCAACAUCAGACAUGCCAGGGUACCUAUUUUGGUGUGUCACCAUAGACAGACUGGGCUUCCCGUACAGAUACAGAGCACGCCACGAGCGCUGGACAAUACUGAGUACGUGAAGGCUUUCCUUCAUGAAUAUCCUACUCUGCGGAGUCUUUACAAGGUAUUAAAACAGCUCCUCGUCAUGCGAGCGCUUCAUCUCGGCAGCCAAGGGGGUCUAACGUCGUACCCUCUUAUCAUCAUGAUUGUGGCAGCGCUCAAAUUCUGCGAAGGAAGAUUCGAGCCCACAGAUGUUGCUAGUCAAUUCCUCUUCUUUCUGGACAUGUACACCGACAUAGAUUUCUAUGCCCAAGGUAUCUCCACCCGGCCUCUUGGGUACUUUCCGAAGCAUAUCAAGGAAAAAGAAUUCCUGCAGAGACCACUUCUCAGGGAUGCACAAUUGGCGGCGCUCUAUGCCGAUGAAAUCAAAGGUCAACGUCGAAUGUCUGUCCAACACCAAUGGAAGAGAUAUCGUAUGACUCUACAGGAUCCUGCCGAUCCCUCCAACGAGUUAGGAGGUGGUGUCAAUCAGAUACGAGAUAUUCAAGAGACACUAAUUUACCUUCGAUCUCGGAUAAAGGAGGCCAUGGCCAAGUGGGACGACCUGGGACACCUGGAACAUGGUUUAUCAGAGGAGCAUUUUCGAACGCACUCACUGUUAGAGUCAUGCGUUAGUGGCGACUAUAGAGUGUACGAGACUGAGCGCAAUGAGUUGCGUAUGUGUGUUAGGAACUGAUAGUCUAUGUAAGAUCCGAUCAUUAAGAUUCUCA